Messenger RNA from Clonostachys byssicola, 858 nucleotides. The record is from the annotation of a GenBank genome assembly. Lineage: Eukaryota; Fungi; Ascomycota; Sordariomycetes; Hypocreales; Bionectriaceae.
GCCUUCAUCAUCGCAAGCGCCAUGGGCCAGGGAAAGCCCAAGUGGCAGCUAUAUCUAGAGAACGAGAAGCAAGAGUUAGAGCAAGAAUGGGGAGAGGACAUCACUGAGGACUUCUUCCCCAUCAUUACUCCACUCCUCCUCGACGAUGGUGACCCCGUCGCUGCUUCCCAAAAAGCCGCACGCGAGUUCAUCGAUCUUCUUGUUAAAAAAUGGCUACCAAAGGAUACCGCGCGUCGCACAUAUGAUGAGCCAGAUGACACUCCUCCACUUUACACUGAGGAGCAGUCUCUCAACAUAAAUUUCCAGAGCUUGGGGAAUUUCAUCUACGGCCUCAUCCCUGAGCUGCCCUAUCCAGGCAUUGAGCACGAUAAAAUCCUCAACUUCCUUCUACACAUCAACGAACUUUGGAACCAAGCACACUUUGAUUCACAGAAAAAUUCUACUAUUAAGUCAUUCCAGUACGGUCUUGAGUGCGAUGCAUCUGAAUGGGCCGGUGCAAUCCACGGGGUGAUGCGCGUGAAGAUGUUGAAGUUGAUUUCGUAUGACUUAUACGUGCUUCUCGGGGAGCUAGACAAGAGGAAGCCACCUCCUUCCGAGUUGUAUCUACAAGUCCAUAGCAGCAUUUGGGCCGAUUACAUCCUGAUAGCAGGGCUGGAGCUGGCGAAGGAGAUAAGAAACCCCUGCGGAGAAUUGAAGUUUCCCUUGACCAAAGCGGAGUGGAAAGUUGGUGCCGGACACCUCGCAAAGGUCGCUGAGAAAGUUUCAGAGGAUACGCCAUGGGACCUGAAGCGGUGUGCCCAAAAGGCAUACCAGCAAAUGCGGGAGCUUAUCCCCGAAGCAUUUGUUGAGGAGGUGUAG